Messenger RNA from Asparagus officinalis (garden asparagus), 933 nucleotides. Its product is annotated as LIM domain-containing protein WLIM1-like. Gene Ontology annotation, biological process: actin filament bundle assembly. The coding region runs from base 48 to 659 and encodes 203 amino acids. The record is from RefSeq and is a predicted model, not a curated record. Gene Ontology annotation, cellular component: plasma membrane; actin cytoskeleton. Gene Ontology annotation, molecular function: actin filament binding. Lineage: Eukaryota; Viridiplantae; Streptophyta; Magnoliopsida; Asparagales; Asparagaceae. The transcript is spliced from 5 exons.
AAAGAAGAAGAAAGAGUUUAGUUCUUGAUUGAAGAAGAAUUUGGAAAAUGACAAGUAUGGGUUAUGGGGGCACGACUCAGAAAUGCCAAGGAUGCGAGAAGACGGUGUAUUUGGUGGAUCAGCUCACCGCUGACAACAGAGUCUAUCACAAGUCCUGCUUCCGUUGUCAUCACUGCAGAGGAACCCUCAAGCUCAGCAACUAUAGCUCCUUUGAGGGUGUCCUCUACUGCAAACCUCACUAUGAUCAACUCGUUAAGAUGACUGGCAGAUUGGAUAAAAGUUUUGAAGGUGCUCCAAGAUCUACCAAGGUAGACAGAUCAAACAAUCAUGAGAGUUAUGCUAGCAGAAGAUUUUCAAGUAUGUUUGUUGGGACACAAGAAAGAUGCAUUCUUUGCAAGAAAACCGUGUACCCUAUAGAGAAGGUAACAAUUGAUGGCAGUUCAUACCACAAAUCAUGCUUCAAGUGUGUUCAUGGAGGGUGCACGAUCAGCCCAUCUAACUUUGUUGCGCACGAGGGCAAGCUUUACUGCAAGCACCACCAUUCUCAGCUCUUCAUGGCCAAGGGAGAUUUCAGCCAGCUCGGCGACAGAUACCAAGAUCACGCGAAGUCGCUCUCUGAGAACCAUGUGGACGCCAACGGUGUAGAGGAAAGUGCUUGAUCCUCCGCUUCUUUCGGGAUUGCGCGGGCUUUGAUGUUCCUGUUUUAGGAAGAGGUUUUCCUCGGUUCAUUCUUUUGAGUUGUGAUUGUUCGAAUAAAAAUAAAAGGGUUGCGAUAGGAUUUUGUGAGCUCCCAGUUGUGGACAAGAUUCUGUGAUUCGACACAUUGGAAGUAAGUUUGUGGCUAAUACGCACUAGAGGUAUUUGUACAAUGCAGUAGCCUGUCCAAAAAACAAAAAAAAAUGUCUGUUAUAUAUUGAGAGGGAUUUUUCUUAA